CAGUUCGUCACAGCAAAGUUUUCAGAUCAUGUUUUCCGCGUCUUCAAUUUAAUUGCCAGAAGUAUUGCCAGAAGUAACUUGCCAGCAUGCCGAAAAGUACCACAGAAGAGCUGACGAAGUCUAGCGACAAGCGUGGGAGGAGUUCCAGUAGGAGUUCAACGCAUGCUCCUCUCCAUUUUGCUGUCCACAAGCCAGGGUGCCACUUUGAGAGCUGCUGUGGGGUCUGCAACCUGUUCCCUGGGGUACUCCUCAUUGCAUUUUGCCAGGUGCUUGUGGGAUCCAUUUUACUGACGCUGAUUCUAACGCACGGAAAACAAUACGACGAAAUGCACCAAACUCCUAUGUCGCAAUUCAUGAGCAUAGCGACUGGCGCGGUCCUGAGUGGCGUGACUGGCGCAGGAGUUCUGCUCAUUGUCGUGGCUCUCACGGAGAAUUGCCGUGCUAUGCUGGUAUACCUCCUGGUAGCUGCAAUGGUAUGGAUGAGCAUACUAACGCUGGCCAUGACCAAGAUCGGUCGCGCCUGCAUACGGUUCAAGGAUGCUGCGAAAAUCAAAGAUGAGCAACACAGGCUGGCUAACCUGGCUUGCGUCAGUGGUCUAUUCACGUUCCUUGGGGCAGGUGUAUACUUCUUCUCUUUCAUCGUGGUGUUCAGCUUCUACCACUUCAGGUACGUGCGCCGCGCCAUCUUGUUGCACGAAGCGGAGUGUGAAUGA
Messenger RNA from Ostrinia furnacalis (Asian corn borer), 713 nucleotides. RefSeq lists its product as uncharacterized. Lineage: Eukaryota; Metazoa; Arthropoda; Insecta; Lepidoptera; Crambidae. The transcript is spliced from 6 exons. The record is from RefSeq and is a predicted model, not a curated record. The coding region runs from base 87 to 713 and encodes 208 amino acids.